This is a messenger RNA of Trifolium pratense (red clover), 1541 nucleotides long. RefSeq names its product DCD domain-containing protein NRP-B-like. The transcript is spliced from 5 exons. Gene Ontology annotation, biological process: response to endoplasmic reticulum stress. The coding region runs from base 189 to 1217 and encodes 342 amino acids. NCBI's taxonomy places the organism in Eukaryota, Viridiplantae, Streptophyta, Magnoliopsida, Fabales, Fabaceae. The record is from RefSeq and is a predicted model, not a curated record.
GACAUCUUUCUUUCUUUAUAUAAGAAGUAACACUUGUCACUCUUUGUUGUCAUUUCUCUCAAACAUUUUUCUCAAAAAUCUCUCUGUCUCUUAUUUAUAUAUAUAUAGCUACUAUACUCUUAUAGUCUUCAUCAUCUUCAUACAAAUUUGAGAUUUAACUUUGAAGUUUACAACAAUCACUGAAGAAUAUGGACAACAAUAAUCAACAAUCAUUUUGGCAAUUCAGUGACCAACUUCGUGUUCACACAUCAAAUCUAGCAAACUUAUCUCUAAAUGAUUCAAUUUGGGGUACAAGUUAUUCAUCUUCCAAAAAACCUGCUGCUGAUCAAAGAAUAAAUUUUGAUAUCAAAGUCGGUGGCCAAAUCAACAACAACAACAACUCUGUUUCUCUUGAAAAAUCCCCUGUUUCUGAUUUCAACAAUCAUGCUUGGAAACACAUGGACAACAACAACAACAACAUGUUUGGUGUUGUUGAUGUUGGUCUCAAUGGUGGUUUCAACAAAGGAAUUUAUUCAAAACCAUCUUAUGGUAAUUUUAAUGCUAACAACAACUUGAAUAAUAUCAAUUUCAAGGGAAACAAUGUUGUUGGUGUUGGUGUUGAAGAUGAGAUUUUUCAUCUACCCAAUAAAUCUGCUAAGAAGAACACAAACCCUAACAAGAAACAUGGAGACAACAACAACAACAACAACAGUGAUGGUAACAAGAAUAAGGAUUCUAAGGCUGCUUCUGAUAAGAGAUUCAAAACAUUGCCACCAUCUGAGUCUUUACCUAGGAAUGAAACCAUUGGAGGGUAUAUCUUUGUUUGUAACAAUGAUACCAUGGCUGAAAAUCUCAAAAGGCAACUCUUUGGUUUGCCUCCAAGAUACAGGGAUUCAGUUAGGGCCAUUACUCCUGGGUUGCCCCUUUUUCUUUACAACUACACAACUCACCAACUCCAUGGAGUCUUUGAGGCUGCAGGCUUUGGAGGAACAAAUAUUGAUCCAACAGCUUGGGAGGACAAGAAGUGCGCUGGCGAGUCUCGUUUCCCUGCUCAGGUAAGAGUGAUUACUAGGAAAACUUGUGAGCCACUAGAAGAGGAUUCUUUCAGGCCAAUUCUUCAUCACUAUGACGGUCCUAAGUUCCGUCUUGAGCUGAAUGUGCCCGAGGCACUGUCUCUGUUGGAUAUUUUUGAAGAACAAGAUACUUCCAACGACUCUUUCAAGGUUAUGGCAGCAUAAAAAGGUUACAAUUUACAAAGAAUAAAGGAAAAGCAAUUACAACAAGUGAGAAAGACAAUACUAGUACUAGAUAAUUAGAGAUAUGGGUUUGUUUUUAUAACUAUGGACUUACAAAUAGAGUCCAAAGAUAUAUAAAAACAAAGUGAAUAUAUAUAUAUAUAUAUAUAUAUUUACCGGAGGAUAUUCAGCCUAUAUAUUGUGUUCUACUGUUUUUAUAGAGGCUGCUAUACAUUACAUGGUUGUCCAAUUUUUCUUGUGUUUGGUAUAAUACUAUUAUAUCAUAUUAAGGAGAAUGCAAUAAGAAUGAAUGAACUAUUUUGCUUA